UACUCUGCGUUCAUUUCCAGGAGCGCUCUGGAGCGGUUUCCCCUUCAUUCACCCCCAACAGGUGGAUUAAGUCGAUCAGGGAAGCAUAUCGGUGGAAAUUACCCCGGGGUCUAGAUGUUGCACAACUAGGUUUGAUCUACCCUUGAAACUCGUUGCUCUUUUCCCUAUUUUUUUUCUUCUUCUUCCUCUUCUUGGUUUGCGCGGUGAGCUGAAUGCGGUGUUUUGACGCGCAUUGAUACCGAAUGGAAAUGAAAAUGCUCUGGAUCAGGACGCAUUCAGAAGUGCGGUAAAGUGUCCAGAAAAGAGUGGAGGAUGCAGACUGAAGCAGGAUAAACAGGAUAAAGACGAAGUGGCACAAAAAUACCAACAAGGAGGCGCUUCUUAUAAAUCAACAGCGGCACAUCUGCACUGCAUUGAAGAAGUUGAGGAGAACUGUUUUAUGAUUUUUCUCUAAAGAAGAAAAUGUAUCUUCUUGGCAAAAGUCCGGAUGCUCAACAACCUAAAGUGUGAAGUCCCUCAGACUGUCAGCAGCUGUAGCAGUGUUAGCAGGUUGCCUGUAAGCUGAAGCCUAGGGAGAUGUCACAGCUGUAUUACCGGAGGACUGACAGCUCUUCAUAUCGGGACCGCAUCCCGUUGCGAAUUGUGCGGGCAGAGUCGGAGCUGUCGCCUUUAGAAAAAACCUACCUAGGAGCUGUGGAGAAGGGGGACUACGCCAGUGUCAAACAAGCCCUGGAGGAGGCAGAGAUCUACUUCAAGAUCAACAUCAACUGUAUUGACCCCCUCGGCCGCACGGCUCUGCUCAUUGCCAUUGAGAAUGAGAAUCUGGAAAUUAUUGAGCUCUUGCUGAGUUUCAAUGUCUACGUUGGCGAUGCCCUGCUUCACGCUAUCCGCAAGGAAGUGGUGGGAGCUGUGGAGCUGCUGCUAAAUCAUAAGAAACCUAGUGGUGGUAUGCAGGUCCCCCCUAUCUUAUUGGACAAGCAGUUUUCUGACUUCACCCCUGACAUCACUCCCAUCAUCCUUGCUGCUCACACCAAUAACUAUGAAAUUAUCAAGCUUCUGGUGCAGAAAGGUGUGUCUAUGCCACAGCCACAUGAGGUGCGCUGCAACUGCGUGGAGUGUGUGUCUAGUUCAGACGUGGACAGCCUACGGCACUCUCGGUCUCGCCUCAACAUCUACAAAGCACUGUCGAGUCCCUCUCUAAUUGCGCUCUCCAGCGAAGAUCCCUUUCUCACUGCAUUCAGGCUCAGCUGGGAGCUGCAGGAGCUCAGCAAGGUAGAGAAUGAGUUCAAAUCCGAGUAUGAGGAGCUAUCUCAGCAGUGUAAACAGUUUGCUAAAGACCUCCUGGACCAAACGAGGAGCUCCAGAGAGCUGGAAAUGGUUCUUAACUACCGGGACAAUGCCAACUUACUGGAAGAGGAGGGUAACAAUGACCUUGCAAGACUCAAACUAGCAAUCAAGUACCAUCAAAAGGAGUUCGUGGCUCAGCCAAACUGUCAGCAGCUACUUGCAUCCCGGUGGUAUGAUGAGUUUCCAGGGUGGAGGCGACGCCACUGGGCAGGAAAAUUCAUCACCUGUGUGUUUAUCGGCCUCCUCUACCCUGUUUUUGCCCUCUGUUACCUCAUCGCUCCCAAGAGUCGCUAUGGCCUCUUUAUCCGCAAACCCUUCAUGAAGUUUAUCUGCCACACUGCAUCGUACCUGACCUUUCUGUUCCUGCUGCUGCUCGCCUCCCAGCACAUUGUCACCACAGAACAAGAUAGGCAGGACCGACAGGGCCCUCCACCUACUACUGUGGAGUGGAUGAUACUACCAUGGGUGCUAGGAUUUAUUUGGGCAGAGAUAAAGCAAAUGUGGGAUGGUGGUUUCCAGGACUAUGUUCAUGACUGGUGGAACCUGAUGGACUUUGUCAUGAACUCUCUUUAUUUGGCCACUAUAUCUCUCAAGAUUGUAGCGUACACCAAGUACAGUGGUAAUAAACCAAGGAACCAAUGGGAAAUGUGGCACCCCACUUUAGUAGCUGAGGCAGUGUUUGCCAUUGCAAACAUAUUUAGUUCCCUGCGUCUCAUCUCUCUCUUCACUGCUAAUUCCCACUUGGGACCUCUGCAGAUCUCACUUGGACGAAUGCUGCUGGAUAUUCUGAAGUUCCUUUUUAUUUACUGUUUGGUUCUUUUGGCAUUUGCAAAUGGUCUUAAUCAGCUCUACUUUUACUAUGAGACAAAGGCUUCAGAAGAGAAAGGGAAAUGCAAGGGGAUCCGCUGUGUAGAGCAGAACAACGCUUUUUCCACGUUAUUUGAGACCCUGCAAUCACUUUUCUGGUCUAUAUUUGGACUGAUCAGCCUCUAUGUGACCAAUGUGGAUCCAGACCACCAGUUCACUGAAUUCGUCGGAGCCACCAUGUUUGGCACAUACAACAUCAUUUCUCUGGUGGUGCUCCUCAACAUGCUCAUAGCCAUGAUGAACAACUCCUACCAGCACAUUGCUGACCAUGCAGAUAUCGAGUGGAAAUUUGCCAGGACAAAGCUGUGGAUGAGUUACUUUGAGGAGGGGGCCACCGUUCCACCCCCUUUCAACAUUAUUCCGAGCCCCAAAACAUUCUGGUACCUGAUGUGUUGGAUUAAGAGACAAGUUUGUAAGAGGACACUGACUAAGAGAACCGAAAGCUUUGGGACACUUGGAAGACGAGCAGCAGAGAAUGUGAGGAUAAACCAUCAAUAUCAGGAGGUAUUAAGGAACCUGGUGAAACGUUAUGUGGCUGCAAUGAUCAGAGAUGCUAAAACAGAGGAAGGCCUGACUGAGGACAACUUCAAGGAGUUGAAGCAAGAUAUUUCCAGCUUCCGAUAUGAGGUAAUGGGCAUGAUGAAGACAGGAAAGCCUGCUCUACAGGGUGCAAUGGCCAGUUGCAGUUCAGUGGAAUCCAGUCUUGCUUAUCCUAAUUCUUCUCUCAAGAUCUCUGCUGGCCUUCCAGCCAGUCAGGGAAAAGGCAAGCUCAACCGAUUCAAGAUCGCUGCAUCCAUCCUCAAACAAGCCAGUUCUCUAGCUUCACCCAGGACCUCUGAAGCAUCCAACGGUCUUCUUAAUGGGCUAUUGGCCUCAGAUGAGGGCUGCAGCGGACCUUCGAGCCAACUGAGAAAUUGCUCCAAAGAUAUUAGUGAAUUCGCUUUGUUCCAGAAACGUCACUGGAGCAGUAAAGAAGUCCCUUCGGGCUCAGGGGACGUUUUGAGAGAAAUGUACUCUCUGUCAGAGGAAGCCGGGGAGUCAGAGAGCUCAGACAUAGAGGAGCAGAGCAAAGAAAUUACCACUAAGACUGAAGAAGAAACACUGGUGAAUAAACUGGGGGAAGAGUUUCCAGAAAACAAAAAAGAGUUAAAAAUUAACAACAGCCUCGAAUGUGAAGAUAAAGAAACUGGGGACAAGGAAAAAAAUCCAGGCUCCCCAAGAAAGGAUGGAUAAGACGUGAAGAUGCUUACAGUACCUUGCAAAAGCAUUCAAAUCCCAUCAAUUCUUUCAUGCAAGAGUUGCUAAGCUGUACAUUUUAUUAAGAUCUUAUAUGAUAAACAUACACACUCACAUAAAUGAAGGCCAAAUAGAACAUCUAAUCUGAAAGACCUGGCAAAGAGAGCAUUCACCAGACAGGUAGCCAAGAUCAGCUGCAGAGAUCCACGAUUCAGGUGGGAGAACCUGUUGACAAAUGCAUUGCGGAGAGAUAUUAAUAAAAACUCCUAUUUUAAGUUUACAACAAACACAUGUAACUUUUUGUCCUAUAUAUACUGUGCAAACAUGUAUGUGUCAUUGAAAACUAGCAAUGCACAUCAUCCCCUAUACAAACUCAAUACACUAUCAUGCUGUUAGGGGGGUUCUCUUCAGCUGGAACUUCUGGCACCACUUCACAAUAUGUAGGUCUAACCCUAAACGAAAUAUGUUUGAAGUUGAAAUGUGAAAUGUACAUAAAAAUCAGGGGGUAUGAAUUUUUUUGCAAGGAAUUGUAUUAAGAACUACAGGCCAAGUUGUUCUGGAGAUAAAAGGACUGACAAUCAGAGCGGGAUUCAGAACAGAAUUGUUUGCCAUGACUUUUGCCAAAUCUGACUUUUCCCGGUUGUUGCUGAAUAUACGAUUAACUUCGGAGACUCAAAGGGGCCAUUGUUUUAAGAGAUUUAGAUCAGCACACUUUACUUAAGUAAAGGUGACUGAAAACCUUUUUCGCACUGCAAGGAUUAUCGUGCCAAUCGGAUCAUUUCAUCUUAUCUGAUCCUUACAGAUGAUUGAAAAAUAGUUGGUUCCCAAAACAAACCAUACCCCUUUUAAUCCAACUUUAUUUCCCUUGUCCUUAUCAGAAAUGUGCAAUUUGUUCAAACUAUCCUGUUUGCCCUCUCCUUAUACAAUCUCUCUACCUCUUUUCCUUUUUCCCUUAUCUCUGCACCACCUCCCUGCAUUCUUAUCUCAUUAGAGCAAUAGACGUCUUUUUAACCUGACUUUCUGCCUUACACUGUCUGUUUCUGCACUUUACACAGUUUAAAAUGGCAUUCAGUUCACGGAUGUGUCAAGCUCUUAUCAUUCACAUACACUGUUGAUGUUUUUCUAUGCAAAAACCUUUUAUUGUUAUUCAUGUCAUGAGCUGACUUCUGUGGUGCCAGUUCAUCCAUAGUAUUUUUUCUGAUGUAGGAAAUAAGAAAUGUGAACUCAGCCUAUCAGCCAUUUUAGGCAACACAUUUUCCAUUUCUCAUCACUCCAGUAGAAAAGUAACUUAUUAUUUUGAUAGGAAAUUUUUUUAAGAUGUACUGUUAGUUGACAUCAAUGGAAAUCA
Molecule: messenger RNA, 4798 nt
Organism: Cyprinodon variegatus (sheepshead minnow)
Lineage: Eukaryota; Metazoa; Chordata; Actinopteri; Cyprinodontiformes; Cyprinodontidae
Gene: trpc4
Product: transient receptor potential cation channel, subfamily C, member 4
Exons: 15
Coding region: 577-3447 (956 amino acids)
Biological process (GO): calcium ion transmembrane transport; manganese ion transport; regulation of cytosolic calcium ion concentration
Cellular component (GO): membrane; cation channel complex
Molecular function (GO): inositol 1,4,5 trisphosphate binding; protein binding; store-operated calcium channel activity
Source: RefSeq, a predicted model, not a curated record